GGGCGCACAGUUUGGUGCAGACGCGCAGACAGAGGAGCAGCUCACUUCUUCUACUUCUUCUUCUUUUCCUUCUUUUUUUGUAUCUGCACCGUUUUUUUAGGGAUUUCUUCUCUUCAAACAUGGGCUCCGUGCUCCCUGCAGACGCUUUAGCUCUCAAGUCUGGAUUUAAGUGUCCGAGUCGUGCGCUGUCGGACGUGAUCACCUCGGACAUCCUGCACAGCUUCCUGUACGGCAGGUGGAGGAACGUGCUGGGAGAACACCUGGCGGAGGAGCGGCACAGCAGCAGCAGCCCCAAGACCGCCUUCACUGCGGAGGUGCUGGCUCAGUCUUUCGUCGGAGGUAGGCAUGAGAAUUUGAUUUAAGACGGCACUUUUUUAUGUUAUUUAGAGGCUGGUUUCUAGAUAUUUGUGGGAGAAACAGGCGAGUUUUGGACAUUUUUACGAUUUUAUAAAAAAAAACAAAAAAACACGUUUUUUUUAACGAUUGCUUAGCGCACUUAAAAUUAUGCAUGUGACCUAAAGUUACACAUAUUUAUCCUUAAAGAAAUAAAAAAUGCACCAUCUAUGUAUUUUGCUUUUGCGCAUCAAAUCGUGCGUAAAAUCCAAACACCCCCUCUCAGACGUUUUCUCGUAUUUUCUUCCACUAACUUGUUGCAUUUUUCUGCACUUUCUUCGCCUUUUUUCGUCCCAUUUAACGCAUUAACCCUUUCAGAUGUGUGGGACCUCGCGUUUGGAGCCUUGUUAGGCGUGUAAGCGCCGCUGAUUGAAAGACUCAGGGCAUUAAAUUCAUUUGGUUAACUUUGUGCUUGACCUGGGAAAGUUUCCACUUAAACCUUUACUGCAGAGAAAGGUUCCCUUUCUUUGAGAUGUCCCGGGUUUUUAUCCCGCAUUCAUCAAUCUCCGGACAGUCUCUUUUCCUCUCUUGGCAGCUAUGGGGCUCCGCAGCUUUUCUCUUUCUCUCUCCUUAAAAGAUUUGCUGUUCCUCGCAUAAUGCACCGUGAAGGCUAAAUCUAAUGCUAUUCAUUGCAUGUCAACCAUCUAAUCGCCUUUCCAUUUUUUUGUCGCCGAAAUUCCUGAGUCUUUUAAACAAGUCCUCGUCUCAUUCAGCGCAAAUUUAUUGCUACAAAGUUCUUAAAAGGAUAAUGAAUUUGGAAUUAGCCGUUUUCUUUUCCAGUAAACUUUAAUGAAUAUCACAUCUGAAGCAUGACAAAUCGCUGGACCCUGAGCAAUAGAGGACCAUUUAACCCCGAUUCCACCGGCCUUUUCUCUGCUGCCUCAAAUAAAAAAAUCUUUGAUUUUGACAUUAAAGAAGCGCAAGAGUUUCUCUUUCUUCCCUCUCUGGUGCGGAUAAAAAUGCUUUCUGAGGGGGUUUCUAUGCGCAACAAAAACUUUCAAUUCAAGCAGAUAAUCGAAUUAAACGGAGGAUAAAGUGUAGCUUAAUAUUUCUGGACUGGAAUAAGAUCCAGUCCGUUUGCUGCUUUUAGGACUUUUCUUGCUUUUACCACAAAAAUCGCUAUUUUUGCACAUUUCUCUCAUUUCUGCUUCUGCACAUUUUUAGAAACCUUUUUCUUUUAAGAUUCUGAUGCACUCGGCCUCAAACUUUACAGGCCUCAGAUUUAAAUUUCUAUUUUCUCUUUUGCAGAGGUGCAGAAGUUGUCCAGCCUGGUCCUGCCCAGUGAGGUGAUCAUCGCCCAGAGCUCCAUCCCUGGAGAAGGUCUGGGCAUCUUCUCAAAGACCUGGAUCAAAGCAGGGACCGAGAUGGGACCCUUCACGGGGAGAGUCCUGUCCCCUGAGCAUGUGGACUUACUCAAGAACAACAACCUGAUGUGGGAGGUGAGCUCAGAGUCCAUGCUUCUGUCUUCACAGCUGCAGAAAAGGUCUGAUCCUUUGAGAUAGUCUAAUAUUGUUCUGUUUGUUCACAUGAUCAGGUGUUCAAUGAAGAUGGCACUGUGCGAUACUUCAUCGACGCCAGCCAGGAGGAUCAGCGCAGCUGGAUGACGUACAUCAAGUGUGCAAGGAACGAGCAGGAGCAGAACCUGGAGGUGGUGCAGAUCGGGAGCAGCAUCUUCUACAAGGCGGUGGAGGUGAGGAGUGUUUCUGCUCAGUUCAAGAAAAUUAAAACUGUAGUCCUUUAAUGCCUGAAACCACAAAUUAUGGCCAGAAAAUUCACAUUAUUUUGGAGCUGAAAUGUUUGUUUCACCUAUUACUGAAAACCAAAAAAAUCAAAAUGUCCUUAAAAUUCAACAAAUAUAUUUAUUUAUCUGGUUUAGAUGUUUUUGGAAACUGAUAAACUACAAGAGGACAUUUUUAUCAUUUAUCUGACUGUAUUCAUGUGUUUUUUUAAGUAAUUUGUUGAUCGUAUUGAUUUGAUAGAAGUAUCAUAAAAGUAUGUUUCAAAUAUGAUACAAAAGACAAUAAAGGGUUAAGGUCUGGAUGACAGUGUGCUUUGAAAGAGCGCCACCUGCUGGAUAAAAUGUGGUGGUUUUCUAUCACAGUUCAGCAAAUUCAAAAAAUCACAUACUGACCAGCUGACCUUUUGACCUUUUCUUCCUGUCUCAGACCAUCCCACCGGACCAGGAGCUCCUCGUCUGGUAUGGAAACACACACAACACGUUCCUGGGAAUCCCUGGAGUUCCAGGACUCGAUGAAGAGCAGCAGAAGAAGAGCAGGAAUGGUGAGUACACAUCAGGAGCUCGUUUGUUUCAACACAUCCCUAAACCACUCGUCUGUCACACCCGUCCUCAACUCUUCGUUCUUUCUCCUCCAGAUGACUCCCACCCCUGCGAAGGCCCUUCUUCAUGCUCCCCCUCCUCCUCCUCUUCCUCCUCCUCCUCCACCACCUCAGCGGGCCGCAUGCGUUGCGUCAUCUGCCACCGCGGCUUCAACUCCCGCAGCAACCUGCGCUCGCACAUGCGCAUCCACACCCUGGACAAACCGUUCGUCUGCCGCUUCUGCAACCGCCGCUUCAGCCAGUCGUCCACGCUGAGGAACCACGUCCGCCUGCACACCGGCGAGCGGCCCUACAAGUGUCACGUCUGUCAGAGCGCCUACUCUCAGCUCGCAGGCCUCAGGGCCCACCAGAAGAGCGCGCGGCACAAACCGGUCAAUCACGGAUCAGAGGUGUCGUCCCAAGUGUCCCCUCCUCCUCCUCCGCCACAGAUGACGGCUCUGACCCACCAGCACCAGAUGCCCCUCGUUCACCACAUCCCCACCAUGGUGCUAUGAUGAUGCAAACGCAGAGAGACAGUGAUGCAGAACAACGUUGCACUUUAGAUUACAGCUGUACAGAAGAAGUGAAGGACACAGAGGAGUUCAUGUGAUAGUAAAACAUCCCUCACAUUCAGUUUUUUAGCCAUUUUGUGAUUCAAAUUCCAGCAAAAAAAGACAAUUUCUGAAUAUUUUGAUCAGCUAAAAUACGCUGAAAAACUCACUGUUCUAUGAUUUUACAAAUGCUGUUUUUUACCACUGUCAUUCAUCACUGCAAAUGUGAGCUUUUUCUACAUUUUGCAUCACAUCCUCACCAGCUCAGGAGAUCACUUCGGUCAGUCAGAGAUUUGUCGGGGAGCAGAAACAAACAAACAAAAAAAAAGGACGUGUUGUUUCCGCUGCAUCAGUCCACACUGUAAACUGAAUUUGUCACUUUAACCUUGCACAGACUGUAAACUUUACGAUUGUGUAAUUGUAAAAUUGUAUUGUAUGCUUCUGUACAUGUGAAUGUAAAUACAUUUGUGCUUUCUUCUAUUCUAAAUAAAUACCUUAUCAUAUUACAUA
Molecule: messenger RNA, 3770 nt
Organism: Xyrichtys novacula (pearly razorfish)
Lineage: Eukaryota; Metazoa; Chordata; Actinopteri; Labriformes; Labridae
Source: the annotation of a GenBank genome assembly